This is a messenger RNA of Prunus persica (peach), 1203 nucleotides long. RefSeq names its product transmembrane protein 205. Lineage: Eukaryota; Viridiplantae; Streptophyta; Magnoliopsida; Rosales; Rosaceae. The transcript has 3 exons. The record is from RefSeq and is a predicted model, not a curated record. The coding region runs from base 301 to 942 and encodes 213 amino acids.
UAGGUGAAUCACCAACCGCCCGCUGGAUGAGUUUGGUAAAUCGAAGGAUCAUCAAUGAGUAAGACCCAUUCCAUGUAUUCGACGACAAUUCAAUCAACUCCAGUAUAGGAGAAGAGAAGAGUGAGGCUGUGUGGCACUUGCGGUACUAGUUGGUAAAGCUUUGCUUACGGGUCCGGGGUCCUUGUAUCGAGUUCAAUCGUUCGUUGUUGGGUUUGGUGGUCUUCUCGUCUUCCUUCAAAAACCACUAAAACCCUAAAAAAUAAAAAAGCCUUUGGGUUUGCAAAAUUUGAAUUGAGCGAGAUGGCUUGGUUGACUCGAUUCCUAGCAGCCGUGGCUUUCUUAGCCAUCGGAGUGAUUUUCUCCCCGGAGACCUUUGGAUCCAAAUCGGAUGGUCUGAAUUCACCAACCCUCUCCACCUACCUAAAACUGGCCCAUCUCCUCACCUUCUCCACCGCUUUCGGUGCGGCUCUCUGGGUUACCUUCAUCGGCGGCAUCAUCAUGUUCAAGAAUCUUCCGAGGCAUCAGUUUGGCAAUCUUCAAAGCAAGAUGUUUCCAGCGUAUUUCUCAAUGGUGGGGAUCUGCUGUGCAGUAUCAGUAGCCUCGUUUGGGUAUUUGCAUCCCUGGAACUCUUCUUCUGUUGCUGAGAAGUACCAGCUCGGCUUUUUGCUCUCUUCCUUGGCCUUCAAUCUCACCAAUUUGUUUGUCUUCACACCCAUGACCGUCGAGAUGAUGAAGCAAAGGCAUAAGGUGGAGAGGGAACAGAACAUUGGGGAAGAAGUUGGAUGGUCGAAAAAUGUGCAAGUGGCAAAGGUAAACCCAAAACUAGCAGCCAUGAAUAAGAAAUUUGGGAUGAUUCAUGGGUUAUCAUCUCUAGCCAACAUCAUGGCCUUUGGCAGCCUUGCUAUGCACUCAUGGUACUUGGCUAGUAAACUUAAUCUGUAACCAAAUAAAACAAGGAAGGAAAAGAAGAAAACGAAAAAAAACCCCAAGUUUCCUUUUGUUUUGAGGAUUGGGGAUAGGGGAUUGAAUAAAGUAGUAGGGCUCUCUAUGCUUUCUUCUCAGUUUGAUUCAACGUUAUAUGUACAAGAAUAUGAUUAUCUCCUUUUUGUCUAUGAAAUAUAAUGCUCUAAGCAGUGUGUCAUAUGAUAUGACCAGUGGAAAUGUGAGUUUAUAAUGAAGAUGAUAUGCUGCGUUAUUGUUUGG